UAACAUUCUACGAUCUAUUAUGCACAUGUCUACACAAUCUCCACCAUAUCCAAAUAUUAAUUAUCCUGUCACUUCUCCUCCAUGGCCAAACUUUACACCAAAUUCUAGUUCUACUCCAUAUCCAAAUUAUCCACCAAGUGACACUUCUUCGUAUCCAGGUAGUUCACCUUUUCCCCAGCAAAUUCCAAUGAAUUCAUCAGCUGGAUAUCCUAGUACAGGAGGGUAUCCAAACACAGGAGGAAAUACUAAUGUAGGAGGCUAUCCAAGCACUGGAGGAUAUCCUAAUACAGGAUAUCCUUCUUCAGGUAAGUUG
Stegodyphus dumicola is the source of this 313-nucleotide messenger RNA. RefSeq names its product protein SSUH2 homolog. Gene Ontology annotation, molecular function: heat shock protein binding. NCBI's taxonomy places the organism in Eukaryota, Metazoa, Arthropoda, Arachnida, Araneae, Eresidae. The record is from RefSeq and is a predicted model, not a curated record.